Molecule: messenger RNA, 1608 nt
Organism: Penicillium waksmanii
Lineage: Eukaryota; Fungi; Ascomycota; Eurotiomycetes; Eurotiales; Aspergillaceae
Product: amino acid permease
Exons: 8
Coding region: 1-1608 (535 amino acids)
Biological process (GO): amino acid transmembrane transport
Cellular component (GO): membrane
Molecular function (GO): amino acid transmembrane transporter activity
Source: RefSeq, a predicted model, not a curated record
AUGGCGGACAAAACUGACAUCGAUGCGGUCGCAUACCGCGCGACGGAUACUGAGAAUAGCAUCAAGAAGACGAGCAGCCCAAUCGAUGGGGUUAAGGAUCCAUUUGAGGCGCCGUUGAAGCGCCAGCUUAAGUCGAGGCAUUUGCAGAUGAUCGCGAUCGGGGGUAUCAUUGGACCUGGAUUGUUGGUUAGCUCUGGAAAUGCUCUCCAUGAAGGAGGUCCUGCUGGUGCCUUGAUCAGUUUCCUCCUGGUUGGAUUCAGUGUCUUUUUUGUCAUGCAAUCUUUGGGCGAAAUGGCUACCCUCAUUCCUGUCACCGGUUCUUUCAUCGAAUAUGCCGAGCGUUUCAUCGACGAUUCUCUCGCGUUUGCAUUGGGCUGGGCAUACUGGUGGCUAUGGGUGACGGUCCUCGCCAACGAGUACAACUCGAUUUCUCUCGUUAUUGGAUAUUGGACUGAGGCCGUACCGCAAUGGGGCUGGAUCCUCAUCUUCUGGGCACUGUUCCUUGGACUUUCGAACUUAGGAAUUCUUGCAUACGGAGAGAUGGAAUUCUGGCUUUCACUGAUCAAGGUGAUAGCACUGAUAGUGUUUUUCAUUCUUGCUAUUAUCAUCAGUUCCGGCGGUAUUGGCCCUGAGCCUAUUGGUUUUAAGUACUGGCAUCAACCGGGUGCUUUUGCAGAUUCGAUCAAUGGUGUUGCGAAGACAUUUGUCGUUGCCGGAACACUCUACGCUGGAACCGAAAUGGUCGGAAUCACCGCUGGAGAGUCAGCGAAUCCUCGCAAGGCUGUUCCGCGGGCCAUCCAGCAAGUUUUUUGGCGAAUUUUAAUAUUCUACAUUGGCACCAUAUUUUUCAUCGGAAUCCUCAUGCCAUACAAUGACAAGAGACUUCUUGGCGAUACAUCAAAAACCGCCAGUUCGCCUUUAACAAUCGCCCUUGCAGACGCUGGGAUUCUCCCCGCUGCACACCUCAUCAACGCUCUCAUCGUCAUCAGUGUGAUCUCCGCAGGCAACAGUUCUUUAUACGUCGCAUCGCGAACGCUACUCUACAUGUCCCGCAACGAAAAGGCACCCAAAUUUAUUGGACGUGCGAACAAGGCCGGGGUUCCUUGGGUUGGCCUCAUCUUCACCAAUGUCUUCGCCUGUAUUGUCUUCUUGGGCCAGUCAUCCAGUGCAGGCAAGGUCUAUUCGGCCCUCAUCACUCUGUCUGGAGUCGCGACAUUUUUGGUCUGGUCCGUCAUUGGAAUCUGCCACAUCCGCUUCCGCAAAGCGCUCGUCGCACAGGGCGAGGAUCCUGCGAAACUCCCUUUCCGCGCUGCAUUUUACCCCUGGGGAACUUAUUUCUCUCUGGGCCUGAAUGUAUUUCUCGUCUUUUUCCAAGGGUAUACCUGUUUUCUCAAGCCAUUCAGCCCUGACGACUUUGUGAUUAACUACAUCCUAUUACCGGUGUUCGCCUUGUUCAUUAUCAUCUACAAAUUCUGGAAGAAGACAAAGUGGGUCAAAUUGGAGGAAAUGGAUAUUCAGACCGGCAGAAGGGAAUUUGCCGAGGAGGAAGAACCACCCAAGGAAACAGGGCAUUGGUGGACGCGUCUUCGGGAUGUUGUUGUCGGCUAG